GCAACUCCAGAGCUGACAGUGGGCUCGAGAAGGGGAAGCAGGAGAGCGCUGCCCCGCGGAAAUCCAUGGAGGAAGUGGCCACAGGCAAAGGCAAAGUGACGGACCCGGAGAGGAGCGGGCUCCUCCAGAAAAUACUUUCCCUUGAGAAAGAAAAAGAAAAAUACAACCAUCUUCUUGGAGAGAAGGACAGAGAAAUCCAAAACCUGAAAGACAAGCUUAGGUCCAAAACCAAGAAUAGUGAAGUCUCCUUACUACAAAAUCAACUAGAGGAAAAAGUAAAGGAAGCAGAAAGGAGAGAGCGGUUACUUUGUUCUCUUUCAGAAGAAAUUAACCGGUUAAAAUGUAAUUUAUCUGCAGUCAUGGAAAAAUGCUCUGAUCUUGAGAACAAAGCCAGUAGUUCUUCUCAGGCAUCCCAGGAAGCUGCAACAGACAGCACUGAAAUUGAAAGACAAUUGAAAGAUGCUCUUGAGAAAAACCAGCAGUGGCUACUGUAUGACCAGCAACGGGAAGCAUAUGUCAGGGGAUUGCUUGGAAGGAUCUUUGAACUUGAACAGAAGGCAGAAAUAGUUAGCCAGCAAGAAUCUAAAUCAAAUUCAGAAGGUCAUCACCAAGAGGAAAAGCAGGAAUACUAUGACAAGCUGUUACUCACUGCUAAGAGUAAUCCUAAGGCUGAAAGACGCACUAUAACCCAGCUGAGAUCUGAACUUGAUGAACUUAAAAAGACAUACGAAGAAACACAAGGGGAAAUGAUGACUUUAAGUGCCUUAUUGCAGUCACAACGGGUUGCUGAAAUGAAGACUCAAGAAAAUGAAAAUAAAAUGAAAGAGAAAGUACAAAGACUAAAACAAGAAAAUGAAGCUAUCAAAGAACAGCUCAGAGAAGAAAAAGAAAAGUCUGAAGAUCUUUUAUGUCAGGUGCAACUUCUCCGUAAAUCAUUGCUCAGACAGGAGGCAGAACACACAAGAAUAACUUUGUUGGAACAACAGAUCCAGAUAUGCACCACAGACUUAGAGAAUGGGAAGCUUGAUCGCCAGAACUUGAAGCAUGAGUUAAACCAUGUUCUCAAAGAGUUGCGCAAGGCCAAGGAGAAAAUAACUCGUCUGGAACCUCUGAAACUCCGGGAACCUGUACAUACGGGAUCACAGGAAGAUUUGCAAGCUGUAUUUGACAAGAAGCUGACCACAUAUGACAGAAGUCCUCCCCUGAAACACUCCAGCUGCCUUGAUGAAAGUUUUCUCGAGUGUCCCAAGUGUAAAGUGUCAUAUCCAACGAGCCAGCAUAGAGAAUUACUAGCACACAUUGACUUCUGUACAGCUUGAGCUCCAAAUGGACAUAUUAUCUUUGCUUCAUAUAUGCAGCCAAUAUGCUUGGCAAAAGGCCUUUCUUUUAAAGCUUUUUUCUUUCAGUUGUAUGAACUACUGCUGAUUUUAUAAUUCAGUUCCACAAAAAGAGUAUUAACAUUAUCA
Messenger RNA from Ficedula albicollis (Collared flycatcher), 1466 nucleotides. RefSeq names its product centrosomal protein 55 (gene CEP55). The coding region runs from base 66 to 1319 and encodes 417 amino acids. NCBI's taxonomy places the organism in Eukaryota, Metazoa, Chordata, Aves, Passeriformes, Muscicapidae. The transcript has 8 exons. The record is from RefSeq and is a predicted model, not a curated record. Gene Ontology annotation, biological process: mitotic cytokinesis; regulation of phosphatidylinositol 3-kinase/protein kinase B signal transduction.